Molecule: messenger RNA, 1617 nt
Organism: Daktulosphaira vitifoliae (grape phylloxera)
Lineage: Eukaryota; Metazoa; Arthropoda; Insecta; Hemiptera; Phylloxeridae
Exons: 8
Coding region: 123-1178 (351 amino acids)
Source: RefSeq, a predicted model, not a curated record
AAAAACCCAUAUAACAGAAUAGUCAAAUUUUACUAAACCGUGUUAAUAAUUAUCUUUUAAAAUUUUUCCAACUAUAAAUAUUUUAAAAUUGAAAAAUUACACGACUUCAUUGUUAAUAGAAAAUGAUUGUGUAUACAUAUUUACAUGUCUUUAUGUUUUCGGGACUAAUACUUACAACGAUUGCCAAUGAAAUAAUUGAAUACUUGUCUUUUAAAAACUUACUAGAAGCAAAAGAAGAAUUUUAUAAUUGCUUAAAUAACAUUGAAUUUGACGACAAUAUACAAAUAGAGAAAGAAUCAUUAUAUGCAUUUUUAAAUGACAUAAGAGAAAGGUAUGUGUCCGGUAAUUUACCACCGAUCAAUACGAGUAAAGAAGUAAUGAAAUUCAUUGGAAUGUUCGGUGAUUUAACACUAAAUAAGAUCAGUAAAGAAUUAAUGAACUCCAAAGGAGAACAAACAUCAAGUAUUAAAAAAGAUUUAAACAUUUGCUGUACUAUGUUUCAUGAGAGAUUGUUCGUAGUUGAAGAACCUAUAAUAACUGAAAACAAUGAUAUUGUUACCAGGGCUUUAAAAAAUUAUGGUAUAGCUGUCAAUAUGUUGUAUGACUGUUUCAAAAAGUAUCAUUGUUUGGAUAAUGGCGCAAUACCAAAGAACAGAUUAAACCAUGAUUAUUUUCGUAAAUCUACGAUCAAUAAUUUAAAGAACAUUAUAUCUAAAACUUCUACUCCUCAAAAUAUGGUUAAACAUGUACGAAAUUGCAUUAUAAUGAACGAUAAUGUAUUUGGGAAGUAUUGUUCUGCAGCUUAUUAUACUUUUUUGAUAUCUGAAAAUAAUGGAAUUUUUUUUACAAUAACUGUUGAUGGAAUAAUGAAUUUAAUAACAUUGAAGAAUUUACCUCGUGCUAAAACAGCGCUGUACAAUUGCUUCACGAACAAUAAUUUAAUUGAUUUUAUAAAAAAUCGCAGAUCUUUUGAUAAAUUUUUAAACGGUUUAAGAAAAAGAAUUGUUUCUGCUAAAGUUCUCCGUAAAAAUGUUCAUGUGGAAAUAAUAAAAUUCUUAAAAGAAGAUUUAUCAAAUUUCACGAAUGAAAUAAUUAAUUGUUCUACUAAUUUUUAUUCGACAUUGUUUGAAGUGACAGAACCUGAAGUAAGUAUAAAAAGAUUCUUAAUUUCGCUUUGAAGGUAAAAUUAGCUAAAUUAACGAUUAGUAAACUAAAGGUCGAUUUAUACUAUAGUCAAUUAUUUAUGAAAAUUAUUUAAUUUUAAAUAAUACGAUUUCGUUACAUAAUUUCUAGGACUAAUGUAUCCUUAUUUUGAUUUUUAUUGUGUAAAUUCAUUUUAUUGAGAAAUUUACAUCAAUUAAUUAAACCUUCUUCUCUUCUGUCAAACACAAGAUUUAAAAGUAUUUGGUCGGUAAAUUACGAUAUUUUAAAUAGGACACCGUGACAAGGCCGACUGUAUAUUAUUAAUUAUGCUUUCUGUUUCGUUCCUACGAUCAACUUGGCAGUUACGAAUUUUUCGAUAUCGAACUUAGCGUCAGAUUAAUUUUAUUACUAGUAUGCCACUCUGUUAUCAUUCUAGGUUUUAUUUAAACAAUGAUUAUUUUUAUUUCUCUUUGC